Molecule: messenger RNA, 3734 nt
Organism: Argiope bruennichi
Lineage: Eukaryota; Metazoa; Arthropoda; Arachnida; Araneae; Araneidae
Gene: Ube4A
Product: ubiquitin conjugation factor E4 A-like
Exons: 18
Coding region: 164-3289 (1041 amino acids)
Biological process (GO): protein polyubiquitination
Cellular component (GO): nucleus; cytoplasm; ubiquitin ligase complex
Molecular function (GO): ubiquitin-ubiquitin ligase activity
Source: RefSeq, a predicted model, not a curated record
UAUUAAGUAAAAUUUUUGUUUACGUGAUUCUGUGUAUUUGUUCGUUCUGGAAAUAUAGUGUAGCUGCUACAUUAUUAAAGUACGUGCAAUAGCUCUAAACAAGCAUGCAAUUAAGUCAGAUCAUAUAGAUUUUUAAGAAGAUUGAAAUAUACAAAUUGGUAGCAUGUCAGAUCCAGAGUAUAAAAAUCCAUUUGCUGCUCUGUUUCCGUGUCCUGAUGAAAAUGAUGCAUUUAAAGCUGGCGUGAUUCCAUCUGAAAUAAUUGACAGACCUAGUAAGAGUGGUGAAUGUGGUUCUCAAGAAUCAUCUGGUGCUGAAAUGCAGUCUUCGGAAGUGACAGUUCCCAAAUUGGACGAAAGAGAAAAGCACAUUUCCAGUCAUUUUUAUGAACAUGUAUUUCGAAUAACAUUAUCCAAAGAUCCAUGCUGUAAUAAGAAUGGACCAUCUUCUCUAAUAUUCUUAAAUGAAGUACAUGUUGCUUUAUGUUAUCAAACUGAAAUAGAUGAAAACUCUAUUGAUAGGGCAGUGUUUGAACGUCUGUUACUUGAAGAACCUUCCCAACAUAUAAUUCGCAGGAAAAAAUUUGAUGAUGAAGAUGUUAUUACAAGUGAGAAGAGAAUAAUUUUCUACCUAUAUCAGUCCUAUUAUCGUUUAAAAACUUCUAGGGAUUUUAAGAUUGGACCAUAUGAAACUGCACACCAUGUAAUUGUAACUCAAACAGCAUCUGCUUUAUGUAACCCUGAAAUGUUCCCUGAUGCAAAAUUAGCAGAAGACUUAAUGAAAUUAUUAUUACAUUAUCACCAAGAAUCAGGCCAUUGUGAAGUAUUGUCUCAGUUCCUGGUUGAUGUUACUACUUCAAUCAUGGAUCUCGAUAGUGGAAAUCUAGCUGAAAUUCUUAAGCCGUGUUUUAGUCAUUUACAAGAAAAGUUAGCAGUAACAACUUUAUCUGAUAGAAAUUUGUUUAUGUAUAUAGAUGUUUUGACCUAUUUUACUGAAUCAGACCACUUAAUCAAAGCAUUAUUGAAAUUUAGUAUGCCAAAUGAAAUAAAAAAUGGAAAGUCUUAUCAGAAUAGCUUAUUGGGACUUCCUCUGGCAGUGUCCUGCUUGCCAAAAUCAGAGUUUGAUAGAUAUGAAUUUUUCCAGGAACCAGCUAGGUAUUCAAAUCAAGAGCAUUCAAUUACGGAGGAACGAUUAUCAAUGCCUUUAAUAACCAUUGCAAAAGACAUGCAUCGUUUAUUAGAAAAAAUACUAAGAAAAUCAGCAGAAAGUAGGGAGCUACUUCUUCAGUGGCUUGGUUGUUGCCUAGAUGCAAAUUCUGGACGUGCCAAAAUUUGGAAUAGCCAGUUGCCUGAAGUGUAUGCUUCUCUUCACGGAUCAGAUGGUUUUUUCAUUAAUUUAUUAGCUGUUCUUUUGCUGUUAUGCAAACCAUUUGCAGAGCCAUGCUCUCCAAAAUUAGCAAAAGUAAACCCAUUGUAUUGUGCUGCACCUCUUUCAACUGAAACAAAGAAAAAUGGAGUUCAUAUAAAAAGUAUAUCAUCUGAAACUUGCCUUUUGCCUAGAGAUGAGCCAAUGGAAACAGAUGAAACAGUGUACAAUUUCAUGACUGAGAUAUUCUUUUUUACACAUUAUGCAUUUAGAAUUGGUUUUCAUGUUGUUAAUGAAAAAAUGGUAAAACAAAAUCAAGAUUUAAUUCGCACCCAAAGGCUGUAUGAAGAAGCUCGCAUGCAAGGUGGAGAAUCAUCAGAAAUUGGACAGCAAUUGAAAGAAAAAAUGGAAAGAGGAAUGACACGGUUUUUAAGUUACCGCACAGCCUUGUUAGUACCAGAAACUCUUCACUUAAUGCUGAAAUUCCAUAUUGCAUCUGCUACUUGGCUGGUCAACUUAUCUACCAAUGACAAAUUAAAUGUAUACAAAACAUCACAAUUUCCUCCCCAGAAUGAAACAUCUUGUAACUUAUCGUAUGUUCCUGAAUUUAUUGUAGAAAAUAUUAUAGAUUGUACUAUAUUUUUAAAGCGUUUCAGUACAAAAUCCUUUGAGCUUGUAGGUGAUAAUUUGGAUCAUUUUAUGACAAUGAUUCUGAUGUUCAUGGGUAGUCCAGAAAGAGUGAAGAAUCCACAUCUGCGAGCUCAUUUAGCAGAAAUGUUAGAAUCAUUGAUGCCUGAAGAUGAAUCUAACACUCUUUUGUCAAGUGUCUACCGAGAGAAACUCUUUACUUCACAUAUAUUUGUUGAUGAAAUGAUUCCUACCUUGUUAAAUGUUUUUGUGAGCAUAGAAAUGACUGGUCAAAGUGUUGCUUUCGAACAGAAAUUCCAGUAUAGACGACCAAUGUAUAUUGUUCUUGACUAUUUGUGGAAUUUUGAUAUUCAUAAGAAGAAAAUGAAGGAAUUGGCUGAAGUUGCUGAACAAAAUAUGGAAUCUCCCCACCCACCAUUGUUUCUUCAUUUUAUCAAUCUUUUGAUCAAUGAUGCUAUUUUUCUACUGGAUGAAGCUCUCACUUACAUGAGCAAGUUACGAGAAAUUCAACAGCAACGAGAUAGUGGUACUUGGAAUACCAUGUCUCCUGACCAACAGCAACAACAAGAAGGGAAUUUCCAUCAUAUGGGUUUACUUGCUAAAUUCCAUAAUGUAAUGAGCAAUGAAACCAUAAACACAAUACAGUGGCUUACAACUGAAAUCAAGUCUAUAUUUUGUCAUCCAACUAUUGUGGAGCGAAUCACUGCUAUGCUCAAUUAUUUCUUACUCAAUCUGGUUGGACCUCAGAAAAAGAAUUUUAAAGUGAAAGAUCUCAAAGAGUAUGAAUUUAAGCCUCAUGAACUAGUUCGAGACAUUUGUAAAAUUUAUGAAAAUCUUGGUUUAAAUGAUGACAUACAAGCUGAACGUUUUUGUUCUGCUGUAUCUCGAGAUGGCAGAUCUUAUACUAGUGAAUUGUUUCCCCUUGCUCAAGUUGUUUUGCAUAAGAUUGGUCAAGGAGUUCUUGCAUCUCAGUUGGAAAUCAUAGCUUCUAAAGUCCAUCAAUUGGCUGUGAAACAACAACAAGAUGAUGAACUACUUUUUGGAGCACCAGAUGAAUUCCUUGAUCCAAUUAUGAACACACUAAUGAAAGACCCUGUCAAACUUCCAUCUUCUGGUGUUACUGUAGACAGAGCUACAAUUGCUCGCCAUCUUCUUAGUGACCAGACAGAUCCUUUUAACCGCAGUCCUUUAACAAUGGAUAUGGUUGUACCAGAUGAUGAACUGAAAGGCAGGAUGCAAAAAUGGUUUGAUGAACGAAGAUCAGCUUCACAGACAUAAAAUUAUAAAAUCAUAAGGAAAUAAAAAUAUAUUUCCAUUGCAUUUUAAUUAAAUGUUUCAUACAUCUUUAAAGUUAGUGUUUUGUAUUUUAUUAUGUUUUUUUAUUAUACAAUUUUUAAGAACUGUUGCAUAAGGAAGCAACUUUUUGUAAAAUAAUAGUCCAUUUAUGACUGUCAUAAAAUAAGUGUAAGGAAACUGUCUUGUGUUAAUUUGUGUAGAAAUGGUGCACUUGGCAAGUUGAAUUUUUUUUAAUAUUUCUUCCUUUUUUUUCUCCUCAAAGUAUGUGUCCAAUUUUCUUUUGAAUUGGAAACUUUGGGUCAGAUGUUCAAAAAUAUGCAGUGAGUACUUUUCUGCAGUUAUUUCAUUCAAUUGCUAUGGAAAGAAAUGCAUAUAUUUAUUCGUGUGAAUAAAAGAAAGGAUUUGCUAAAUAAAGAUUCAUAUUGCA